AUGACUUUCGGCGCGUGGAACGUGCGUACACUCCUUGAUCGCGAUAUAAAUAUCUGCCCAGAACGGAAAACCGCAAUUGUUGCCCGAGAACUUCUUCGCUACGAUGUAGAUGUGGCAGCCCUCAGCGAGACACAUUUAGCGGAAGAAGGGGAACUGGUGGAACACGGUGGCGGGUACACUUUCUUCUGGAAAGGACUCGCUGCCUCAGAACCGAGACGGUCAGGCGUUGGAUUUGCGAUCAAAAACAGGCUUGUCAAGCAACUCGAAGAAUGUCCUAUUCACAUCUCGGAUCGCGUUACCACACUGCGUCUACAUCUUAGAAAUAACAAAUAUCUGAAUGUCAUCAGCGUCUAUGCACCUACCUUAGACAAGUCUGAUGAUAUUAAAGAUAAGUUUUAUGAGGAACUUGCAAAAUGCAUCAAAAGCGUAAGGCCUAGAGAGCAGAUUCUUCUGUUGGGCGACUUUAAUGCCAGAGUCGGACGGGACUACGAUGCAUGGCCCAAGGUUUUGGGUAGGCGUGGGGUCGGGUGCAUGAACAGCAACGGACAGCUAUUACUGAGUCUUUGCGCACAAUUCCAACUUGCCAUCACUAGUACAAUGUUCAGGCUUCCCGCUAAAUAUAAGAACACCUGGAUGCACCCAAGGUCUAAACACUGGCAUCUAAUUGAUUACGCUAUCGUGCGGCAGCGAGAUGUUUCCCAGGUCCAAGUCACCCGCGCAAUGCGUGGUGCCCACUGCUGGACUGAUCAUAGGCUUGUUGUUACUAAGCUGCGUCUCCGACUCCAGCAUCCUCGUCGAUCUGGAAAACCUAAGCCGUAUGCGAGUUUUAACGUGGACGGGCUAAAGGAUCCUGUGACGAGGGAGAAGUAUGCUCGCACUUUGGCCGCUGGAUUACCAUCUCUCAGCAAAGAUGUUCGCCGAGUUGAUUAUGACUGGAAUGCUCUGUCUUCUCAUAUUCUAGAUACCGCUACAUCUACUUUAGGUCAAAAAGUCCGAAAGUCCGAGGACUGGUUUGAUGAGAAUGACGGAGUCCUGAUGGCGGCGAUCGGCAAACACCGACGUUUUCUCCGACAACACCGUGGAGCAAACCGAUGUGCGAGCACUAAGGAGAUCAGACAAAGUGACCUGGAGCUUAGGCGACUAUCUCGGGAAACAAAGGAUAAAUGGUGGCGGGAGAAGGCUUAUCACAUUCAGUGGCUCGCUGACACUAACCAGGUUGGAGAGUUUUAUGGUGAGGUUCGAAAGCUAAUAGGUAAGACCCCUUUUGCAAAAGUACCUAUUAAGCCUGCUAGUGGCAAAGGUCUUCUCAAAAGCAAAGGGGAAAUACUCGAACGUUGGGCGGCACACUUCAGCACUCUGCUGAAUGUAGACAGGGCUGCUGACUUAGAACACAUUCGUUCGUUACCUCAACUCCCAAUAUUUACUGAGCUGGAUAAGCCAUUAUCGUGUGAGGAGAUUGCUCUUGCCAUUAAUCAACAGCAAAAUAGGCGUGCGGUGGGCAUUGACUUUAUACCAGGAGAACUGCUUAAGCACGGUGGUGAUGAGUUGCAAUUGGCUAUCUGGGAACACUUUGAUCGUAUGUGGAAAGAAGAACAGGUCCCAUCUACUUUUAAAGUAUCACGCAUAAGGGCCAUAUAUAAGAACAAGGGUGACAGGUCCGAUUGCGAUUCGUACCGUGGUGUUUCACUUCUGUCGGUCCCCGGAAAGGUUUUUGCCCGUGUACUACUUAACCGUCUUAUGAAGCUUUCUGAACAACUUUUGCCCGAGACCCAGUUUGGCUUCCGACCUGAACGAGGUACGUGUGAAGCCAUUUUCUCUGUACGUCAACUGCAGGAGAAGAGCAGAGAGCAAGGUCGUAAUUUAUACCUCUGCUUCGUUGACCUUGAGAAGGCCUUUGACAGUGUGCCUCGAGAAGCCCUCUGGAUUGUACUUGCGAAGAUCGGGUGUACAGAGAAGUUUGUGAGGCUCCUGAGACUUCUACAUGACGACAUGGAGUGCUGUGUCGCUGUCAACGAUGACCAGUCCGAUUUUUUCACAGUUACCUGUGGGGUGAAACAGGGAUGCGUCUUAGCACCCACACUGUUUGCGCUGUACUUUGCAGCUGUAGUACAGGAGGUCAUACAAGUAACCUCUGAAGGGGUCCGCAUCCGUUUCCGUACGGACGGCGGUAUAUUUAAUCUGACUCGACUGAAGGCCCGCACCAAAGUGUCGCAUGCUCUGAUCACCGAAAUGAUGUACGCCGAUGACCUAUGCUUUGUUGCAGAGUCCCCAGACGGCCUGCAGCUGCUGAUGUCCGUUUUCGACGAGUCGUGCCGAAAAUUCGGCUUAAAAAUCAGUGUCAAAAAGACGGAAAUAAUGUCUUUAGAUAUACAAGGUCACGAGACACUGGUUAUAAAACUCGGUGGGGAGGAGCUGAAGCAGGUCGACAAGUUCCGUUAUCUGGGGAGCACAAUUUCAUCUAAAUGUGACCUAGAUGCGGAAAUCAACAGCAGAAUCGGCGCUGCUGCUGCAUCGUUCGGCAAGUUGGAUGCGAAAGUCUUCAGCUCCCAUGAUCUGAGGCUGGCGACUAAGAUCUCCGUCUACAUGGCUGUUGUGCUGCCUAAUAUCCUUUACGCUGCCGAAACAUGGACCGUGUACCGCCGUCAUAUACAAACGCUCGACCGAUUCCACCUCAAUUGUCUUCGUAAAAUACUCAAUAUUCGAUGGUCUGAUCGUGUACGGAACACUGAAGUGCUGCGAAGAGCCAAUGUGGAUGGCAUUGAGGCUUAUCUUAUGCGGCGUCAGCUUCGGUGGUGCGGACACGUGUCGCGCAUGGCGGAGCAAAGAGUCGCUAAGCGCAUCUUCUACUCGGAACUUGAGGAAGGCAAGCGUAAGCAUGGCGGUCAACUCCUCAGGUACAAAGAUGUGCUCAAGCGACACAUGAAAAAUUGCAGCAUCGACCCGCUGCAAUGGGAGCAGCAGGCAGCCGGACGGCCAGAGUGGAGGGCGCUAGUUAAAGCUAGCGUCCAGAACUUUGAGGAUAGGCGGCUCUAUGAGCUGGACGCCAAGCGAGAUGAACUAAAGGUUCGACCACCAGCGACCUUUAGCUAUAACUAUGUUAACGGUGUGCUAGCGUGCCCGCUGUGUGCGAGGACUUUUACACACAAAAUUGGCUACAUAAGCCACGCACGAGCACACCAAAGAAAAAAAAACGGAGUUGAAUGCAGUCGCCGUGGCCGUAAUCGGCCGGGAGGAGUGUCACGUUCGGGCGCUCAUCAAGUUGUAUUGCGUGGUGCUUCAAAAACCCUGAGCGGCCGGUAUCGAUGCGAGGUGUCAGCUGAUGCGCCGUUUUUCCAUACCGUGUACAAAAGUGCUUACAUGCGCGUCAUUGAAUUACCAGAGGGUGUUCCUUUGGUGCGCGCACAGAAGAGUUGGUAUACUGUAGGCGAUAUGCUAAGGGUUAAUUGCACGUCACCUGCUGCAGACCCGCCGGCGAAUCUGACAUGGCUAGUCAAUGGAUAUGAGUUAAAAGGCCUCGAUAUCCCGCCACCGGAUACAGCGUUCUCGAGGGGACAGUCUGAUAUAAGCGAUACGUCACUAGAAGACGCGAAUAGAAUUAUUUUCAGUCCAUGGGACGCAAUAUCUGGUUACGAAGAAACUGCGACUGACGUCAUAGACAUCCCAGGUGACAUUGAAGAUUCACUUGGUUCAAAUUCUUACAAGAAGCUCGAGAGCUCGACGCGAGGACCCCUUAGACUAGAACAAAUUGCAAGCAAAAAUAUUAGCGCGGAAGAAGAUAAAUGUAAUAAGUCUUCCUCCUUCAGUCAACUCGUUAUACGAGUGCAGAAUUCACAUUUUCAUAAGGGGCGAAUGAAUGUAACGUGCGUGGCUCGCAUAUUGACAGUUUGGUCGGCGAGCACAGUGCUUUUACUAGACGAGGAGCGUCCCCAAAUAGCUCCUGUCAUGGGCAGUCGGGAUACGAACUCCGUUUUUAAUUCAAAUGUAUUCCCGCCUCAUCUCUUCACGUUACAAGCUCUUCUUGAUCAGUUCCAAAGUCUUAAGGACUUUGAACCGAGAAUCUCUCCAACCCUUACAUUUAUCAAAUAA
This is a messenger RNA of Melitaea cinxia (Glanville fritillary), 4086 nucleotides long. RefSeq lists its product as uncharacterized. Bases 1 to 4086 code for a protein of 1361 amino acids. Gene Ontology annotation, molecular function: catalytic activity. NCBI's taxonomy places the organism in Eukaryota, Metazoa, Arthropoda, Insecta, Lepidoptera, Nymphalidae. The record is from RefSeq and is a predicted model, not a curated record. The transcript is spliced from 6 exons.